Molecule: messenger RNA, 2475 nt
Organism: Cryptomeria japonica (Japanese cedar)
Lineage: Eukaryota; Viridiplantae; Streptophyta; Pinopsida; Cupressales; Cupressaceae
Exons: 3
Coding region: 841-2043 (400 amino acids)
Source: RefSeq, a predicted model, not a curated record
AUCCAGAGACAACUGCAAUAAUUAUACUCAUUGUAUGAAAUUCAACCCUUAUUUAGGGCUUAGCAAGAAUUCUUGUUAGGGUUUGCAGUCUUCUCUUCUUCUUCGGUGUAUUUGUUUGUGUUUUACAAUAUGCCGGAUUUUUUGGGGUUGUUGAGUGCUAGAUUGCAGCACAAGGGCAUAACACUCAGAAAAUAAAAGAGUGUACAGUUUUGCUUGCCUCCUUUGUUUUGUUUAGUUUUGACAGAAGAAUAUAUUUAUGUGCAAUGCUUUUUUUUGUGUGGAGAUUUGUUUAUUUUCUGUGGGGGUGUAGGUUUCUGUGUGCGGUCAUAUUUUUGGAUUUGGGCCGAACAAUAUUCAAUGCACUCAUGAUAUAUAAAUUGUAGUCCACAUGCGAAACCAGAGGCGGAGCAAUGCUGUGUUAGUCAUAAUCCAAUUGGAAUCCUGGGGUGUACUUUGCUAAUGGAAAGAUAUGAAAUUAGUCUAUAACAAUGAUUCUCUAUCUAAAGUUCGCAGUUUUUUUGGGGGUUCUUGGGGUUUCAUUUACUUCUGUUUUUCCCUCUCCUUCUAUCAUAUGAAAAAACUGAGAGUUCUUCAUAAAUGUUUGAUGCAGAUGUUUGGCGGUAAACUUUUAUACUGAAAAGCGCUGGAUUGUACAUUGAUUUUAGCAGCAAUUUUGUAUGGCUAGGCUGAAAAUAGGAUCAAAGGAUUUCUAAUUGAACAGUGCCAUACGCAGCAAUUUGUGGUUUUAAGUGAAAAUCGGUAUAAUCAAGCUGUUUAGGGGCGAGAAUAGCUCCAGAGGGUUUAUAACCAGGACUUCAUAGUAUCUCCAUUUACAGUUGAAUGAUGGUUACUCUGCUAGAUGUUGUAAGAAAGGCAGCCGCAGAAGAGGUAGAGGGUACCUCAAAAUGUUCUCUCACUCUCAAUGGGGAUGCCAUCCUCCAGAGCCUCUUCGACGAAAAAGCCACAGCCACAGUCACAGAUGCAGAUAAACCUUUGAGGAGACUUUCUACCUGGAAAACCUAUGAUAAAGACGAACGGCUAAUUUGUGCAGAAUCAGAGACGUUGAGGAAUCUCCUUUUUACUACCCCGGCUAAUUUAACCCCCAAAACGUUCUCUUCUCUCAUAAACCCCUUUCUUAACAUGGUGCAGGAGCAGAUCGAAGGGAAAACUAAUAAGUCAGAGAACACCCUUAAUUUGCUAGAGAAGGUGGGGCCUUAUCUGGGGCGGGAACUUGUUAAGGAAAUGGUUAGAUUUUGUGUGGAGCUGAGGUUGUGGAGGCACUUGACGCUCCUCCUUGGGCUUUCUUUACCGACCAGCUUGUGUCUACACAUCCACCUGGUUGAGAAACUGAAGGAAGCAAAACGGAGUGACAUGCUAUGUCUCAUGCUGGAAAGAAUGACUGAUAUUCAACCAUCCGAUUUUCUGCUCAUUCUAAGCUAUUUUCUCUGUCCUUCAAAAGAUGAUAACACCAUGAGCUCCUUUCGAAAGGAACGGAAGCAGCAAGCAUUGAAGGCAAUGGAAAUGGAGGAACACAAAAGAUCUGAUUUUGCCUUUCAGCAGACUGCUCUGCUAGUAGCCACUGCUUUUGACAGGUUUUCAACCACUGAUUUCUGUUUCCAUUUUGUGGUAUCAGCAUCAGUUGAUGAAAAUGUAUUGGGAUGGGUUAUUGAGCGGAUUGACAACAGGGAGGUUUUAAAGCUGGUCAGGUACCUAUUAAAAUGGUUGGCAGUGUACUCAUCUUGCCACUUGACAGGACCUUUGGAUUUUCCUGCAGUUAAUGUUUCUAGGUGGGUGCCUUCCUUGGUUUCAGUGAUACAGUGGGCUAGUGUUAUUUUGGAUGAGAGCUUCUCGACUCUGUUGCUUGGCACUGAAUUUCAUGCUGAGUUCAAGUCAAUGGAGGAGACAGUUAAGAAUAUGGUUGAAGUAGCUUCAGGAGCUUCUUCUUUAGCAAGUAUUGUGGAGCUUCUGAGGUCAAAUCCCAUACUUCCCAACAACUACACUAAUUCAAGUGGGUAUGUUGAUAUGAUAUCGAUUUUGCAUUAGUUGAUGCCGAAAGACACUACUCUUGAGUUGCAAUUGUGAUUUUUGAGUUCUUUCAUUAUGACCUUGCAAGUUGUUAGUCCAAUCUGUUAAAGAAGCCUGAAAUCUCUAAAAAUGUAGGAUCAUGGCAAGUUGAAGGUCAUGGGGUAGAUGAAUGCCAUCUCAGAAUGAAAGAAAAUAUUUGCGAGAAGUGAAGUUAUCUUGGAAGAAACUCUAUGGCAAUAGCGGGGUUUGUUUCAAGUGUAUUUUCAGUAAAUGCUUGUAUAAUUUAGAGAGAUUUCUCCUUCUCAUAAAAACGUGAGCACUACAAGCAUGGUUAUUCCAACUGAUUGUGACAGUAUUAUUAACAGCUGUUGGGAUACUGUUACAUUCCAAUAUUUUUGGAGUUCUUCUGUAAUUAAUUUCUAAUCAACGGAUUGAUUGUUGCAUUUGAUA